AUGUUUUCAUUGAACCACAACUUAGCCGCCAGACACGCACUCUCGUAUAUCCGUGCUGGCGCCAAGGCCAGAUUUCUUUCAUUCAAGACAUUCCCCACACCCAACGCCAACGCUUUGAAAUUUGAGUCGCCAGUGCCUGUGUCGCCAGCAGGUAACAAAACCUUCGAGUUUUCCACGACGUUGCAAGCGGUGCACUCGCCCUUGGCCCUCAAACUAUUCAAGCUUGCGGGCGUCAAGUCGCUUAUGAUCGGCAGUGACUUUAUCACGGUCAGCAAGCAGGACUAUGUAAACUGGGCCCACUUGAGGCCGGAAGUGGUGGAGGUGUUGGACAAGUUUUUGACGCUGAAAACUGAGCCCGUGAUCACCAGGGAGCUCUUGGAAGAGGCGGACUCAUUUGCUGCCUCUGAGAACGACUCCGAGAUUGUUGCCAUGAUCAAAGAGUUGAUCGACACGAGAAUUAGACCCGCCAUUCAAGACGAUGGUGGCGACAUUGAGUUCAAGGCGUUUGACGAAGAAACGGGCACGGUGUUUUUGAAGCUCCAGGGAGCGUGCAAGUCGUGCUCCUCGAGCGAAAAUACUUUGAAAGGAGGCAUUGAGGCCAUGCUCAAACACUACAUUGAGGAAGUGAGCGAAGUUGUGCAGAUCCUUGACCCGGAGGAAGAAAUCGCCAACAAGGAGUUUGAGCGUUUGGAGUUCAAGCUCAAGAACAAAUCACAAGCUGCCACGGACCAGGCGCCUGCUUCCCAGGCGCCUCCAACGUAG
Molecule: messenger RNA, 762 nt
Organism: Metschnikowia bicuspidata var. bicuspidata NRRL YB-4993
Lineage: Eukaryota; Fungi; Ascomycota; Pichiomycetes; Serinales; Metschnikowiaceae
Exons: 1
Coding region: 1-762 (253 amino acids)
Biological process (GO): iron-sulfur cluster assembly
Cellular component (GO): mitochondrion
Molecular function (GO): iron ion binding; iron-sulfur cluster binding
Source: RefSeq, a predicted model, not a curated record